Miscanthus lutarioriparius is the source of this 1305-nucleotide messenger RNA. Lineage: Eukaryota; Viridiplantae; Streptophyta; Magnoliopsida; Poales; Poaceae. The record is from the annotation of a GenBank genome assembly.
AUGGUGCUGGAUCUCAAUGUAGCGUCGCCGGCGGACUCGGGCACGUCGAGCUCGUCCGUCCUCAACUCCGCGGACGGCGGCUUCCGGUUCGGCCUGCUCGGGAGCCCCGUCGACGACGACGACUGCUCCGGCGAGAUGGCGCCAGGCGCGUCCACGGGGUUCAUGACGCGGCAGCUCUUCCCGUCCCCGACCCCGCCGGCCGAGCCGGAGCCGGAGCCGGCGGCGCCGCCGGUGCCGAUGUGGCAACCGCGGCGCGCCGAGGAUCUCGGCGUGGCGCAGAGGCCGGUGGCACCCGCGAAGAAGACGCGGCGUGGGCCGAGGUCGCGGAGCUCGCAGUACAGGGGCGUCACCUUCUACAGGAGGACGGGCCGCUGGGAGUCACACAUCUGGGAUUGCGGGAAGCAAGUCUACCUAGGUGGUUUUGACACUGCGCACGCGGCUGCGAGGGCGUAUGAUCGAGCUGCGAUCAAGUUCCGCGGCCUCGAGGCGGACAUCAACUUCAAUCUGGACGACUACGAGGAUGAUUUGAAGCAGAUGAGGAAUUGGACCAAGGAGGAGUUCGUUCACAUACUCCGGCGCCAGAGCACCGGGUUCGCGAGGGGAAGCUCGAAGUACCGUGGCGUGACGCUGCACAAGUGCGGCCGCUGGGAAGCUAGGAUGGGGCAACUUCUUGGCAAGAAGUACAUCUAUCUUGGGCUCUUUGACAGCGAAGUUGAAGCGGCAAGGGCUUAUGACAGGGCAGCCCUUCGCUUCAAUGGGAGGGAAGCUGUUACUAACUUUGAGCCUAGCUCCUACAAUUCAGGAGAUAAUAGCCUGCCUGACACCGAAACUGAGGCAACUGUUGAUGGUGAUGCCAUUGAUUUGGAUUUGCGGAUUUCACAACCUAAUGUGCAAGAUCCCAAAAGGGACAAUACCUUAACUGGCAUCCAGCCAACAUGUGAUUCCCCUGAAUCUUCAAAUACGAUGGCCUCUCAGCCAAUGAGCUCAUCAUCCCCUUGGCCCGGGUAUCAGCAAAACCCAGCAGUGUCAUCUCACCAUCAACGUUUGUACUCGUCAGCUUGUCAUGGCUUCUUUCCUAACCACCAGGUGCCGGUGCAGGAAAGGCCAAUGGAGCUAAGGCCUGAGCUGGGUGCCCAGCCAUUCCCCACCUGGGCAUGGCAAACGCAGGGCUCCCUUCACGUGCCGUUGCACCAAUCUGCAGCAUCAUCAGGAUUCUCUACCGCCGCCGGGGCGAACGGCGGCAUGCCGCUGCCGUCUCACCCGCCGGCGCCGUUCCCGACUACGAACCCGUUCUUCUUCCCCUAG